AUUCACGUGGUAUUUUACUCGUUUGCUUGAAGACAGGACGUCUCCCCCCGGAUUUAUUCGAUCACGUGCAUUCACAAAAUGCGCAUGUGACUGAUUACGUGGUAAAUUACUCGGCCUAUAUAGGCCAUAAUGAAAACAUGCCCGCUACUGUGUGUAAUGCACAUAAAAUAGCCGUCAGUCGUACGGCUCACAGUGAGUUAAUUGGAAGCGCUCAAAGCACUUGGUAUUUGAUAUUUCCAGUGAAAAAAAAACGACGCUAAAGCAGCUAAAAUGGAAAACGAUCUCGGUUAUUUGACAAACAUGUCUGGAUCUUGCAAUGCGGCGAUUGUGCCUGCUACAGCCAUUGUGCCUAACACGGGAACUCCCAGCGUCGAUUUACCGGACUAUCUCCGGAAUCAUACGCCUGUGUAUCUGCCUUCCAUUUCUCUCAACACUAGAUGGGAUGAUGCGACCUGGAUUCUUACCAGCGCCUUCAUCAUCUUCACCAUGCAGUCUGGAUUUGGUCUGCUCGAGUCCGGAAGUGUCUCCCAAAAGAACGAGGUUAACAUCAUGGUAAAAAACGCCGUGGACGUCCUCUUUGGGGGCAUAUCUUACUGGAUGUUUGGUUACGGUCUCAGCUUUGAUAAGAUCGGCAGCGACUUCAAGUCGAACCACCCUUUUGUUGCAGUCGGGGAGUUCUUCGUCGAUGAGACAAAUCCAGAUAGAGUUGGUAGUGUCUUCUCGCAUUUUUUCUUUCAUGCUUCCUUCGCUACGACAGCCACCACCAUCGUCAGUGGGGCUAUGGCCGAGCGCACCAAGCUGGAAGCUUACAUCCUCUUUUCCUUCUUGAAUACGCUCGUUUACUGUUUCCCUGCCCACUGGGUGUGGGACUGCUCUGGUUGGCUGAAGACAAUGGGCGUGGUUGACAUCGCGGGAGCGGGGGCCGUCCAUCUGGUGGGUGGAGUCACAGGAUUGGUAGCCACACUAAUGUUAAAACCGCGCACAGGGCGUUUCCGGAGCGGAGCUGAUUUGCCAGCUAUGGGCUCGCCGACAAACACGAUCUUUGGAAUGUUCAUGCUAUGGUGGGGUUGGUUGGGGUUCAACUGUGGCAGUACAUAUGGAAUAUCACAGAACAAGUGGAAAUUAGCCGCAAGAUCUGCGGCCUGCACCAUUACAGCAUCUAUCGGGGGCGGCAUGACGGCAAUUGUGCUCAGUUACCUUGCUAAGCGGCGCAAGUUUGAUGUCACGUUUCUCAUUAAUGGUGUUCUCGGAUCUCUGGUGUCCAUUACAGCUAUGUGUGCCUUAGCCCACCCCUGGGAGGGCUAUGUUAUAGGUGUCGUGGGCGCCCUCAUUGCCUGCUCAGGAUGUUUUCUGACCGAGCGUCUUAAGAUCGACGACCCUGUCAGUGUGGUGCCGGUGCACGCUUUGGGGGCCAUCUGGUCGCUCCUUUCUGUUGGGAUCUUCGGACGGCAGGACAAACUAGCACCUCAGUUGAUCCGUAACAGCGGUUUGCUUGCCGGUGGGGGAUUCCAUCUUCUAGGCAUCCAAGCCUUAGCAAUCGUUUCCAUCGGCAGCUGGACAGCAGUCACUUCCUUCGUCCUGCUCAAGCUCAUUGACGUCACUCUAGGGCUUCGAGUUCCUCUGCACGAGGAGAUCCUCGGAGCUGACCUUGUGGAACACUCCAUCAACGGUACGUAUGACAAAAACAGCCGCGAAUGGCGGGACCGGGACGGUCGGCUCAUCAUGGUGGUCGAGCGGUUCAAGAAAGGCGAGUCUGCGGACGAGCUGAAUCCCCAGGAUAUUCGCAGACUGAGACGUAUGUCCAAACAGAGGGCUUCCAGUGAGGAGACCAUGAAGUCGGCCUUCGGAUUCGUUCGGACCGAGGACUCUUCCAGCUUUGACCAGAAAUCUGACGCCGAGUUGGCGGAUGACGCUCGGUCGAUCGAUGAAAGUCAAGCCGCGGUUACGCAUCGAAGGAGGGGAAUGGACAGACUUCGUAGAUUUAAAAUGAGUAAUAUCCUUGGAAAACGAUCAAGCAACUGGACACCAAAACAUUCGGCCAACUAUUAAUUUCAUGUCCAUAACCUAUUGUUUGUCAACAUUGUGUAUCUGAAACUGCGCAUGCGCGUUUUGUUACAAUUUUGAAAAUAAAAAAGAACAUUAUUUCAUUACAUUGUGAUUACAUUUGGCAGAAUUUUCAGUUUCACUUGAUUUUUUUUCACCUAAGAAUCAUAACUAAAACCACAAUUUCUAUUUUUAAACUUUAUGAUGAUUUAAUCUUGAAAAGGAUUAAUAUGAUGAUGAACGAAUCCUCCAUUACAUAAUAAUUCUUGGAACUCUGUCUAAAGGUGUAACAUAUUUCAUUUCCAGUUUAAAACGUUUUAAAGGCACAUGACCUUUAUAAUUAUGUACGUUUUGAUUAAGUGUUGAAAAUGAAGCAAUUUGUGUAUUUUUUCAUUAAGACAUAACAUGCACUUUAAGACGCACUUUCACGACACAGUUACAGACUGUCGUUGCGUCUGAAUAGAUGAGGUUUCUGGAAUGUUUCCCGUAUUGCCAUGUCUUGUGAAAAAACACACGAGGCAGAGGCAGAAAGAUGGAGAGGCUUCGGCCAUUAUACUGGGGACUGUAUGAACUAAUGAACAGGUGUGAAGCAAAGUGUUGCCAUGCCGGAGUCCUCAGACAUUGAGCUAUGAGUGUUAUAGUUUGUCUGACAUGAAGAUGGUUUCCAUUAAAGUCAGCGUCUGUCUGUGUCGCCCAUGGCCUUCAAUGAGGCUAGUAUUGGCAUGGACAACGUGAAGACAACACUGCAAUCAUUUUGUGAAUUGGUUGAUAAGUUACUUUCGGUGUAGAUAUGAUUUCUUGCAUAAUGGUAGUCAAACCGACCGGGUUAGGCCUACACAUCUACCUUUGGUGGUCAGGUUGGCGUAGUGGUUCUUUCCUCGCCUUCCACCUCUGUGGUCCUGGGUUCGAUUCCCGGCCCAGUCCACAUCUUGUAUUGGGUUUCCAGUCCCUACCUGAUUCUGUGGGUUUUACCCAGAAUAUUCUUCCGGGGUUUUCCUCCCACGACGAAAACUGUAACUUCUUCUCAUUGUCUCCUCUCUCCAGGUUUCUUCAGACUUUCGAGAUGCAGUGCCUAUAGGGCACUUUCGAGGGAUCCUUCUGUCAUUACCGAAAAGAUCUAAAUAAAUGAAGAUUACCUUAUGCUGCGAUUUGGAAAAGGAGGAAGAGUGGUUGUGAUUAUAUUUUACUGUGGAGGAAGGACACAGAAGGAGUUACAACUUUGGCACAACAAAGUGCUCCAUGAUCAUCGCUGCCUGGUCAGAUGAACGAUUGUAAACAUUCUCAAAAUGUCUGAGAACUGCCUGCAGCUUAGCCGCAUAAGUGGGGCCAGUAAUAUCAUAACAAUAUUUGUGGUGUUUUCUUUGCAAUUAAAUACCGGUACAACUAUAUCACAGUGACCAGGAAAUGGAAAGAAAACACAUUUAACAUUACUUUUGCCGUCGUGAAUAAAUUUGUAAAAAGAUUUUGAUGCACUU
Molecule: messenger RNA, 3518 nt
Organism: Acanthaster planci (crown-of-thorns starfish)
Lineage: Eukaryota; Metazoa; Echinodermata; Asteroidea; Valvatida; Acanthasteridae
Product: putative ammonium transporter 2
Biological process (GO): ammonium transmembrane transport; ammonium homeostasis
Cellular component (GO): plasma membrane
Molecular function (GO): ammonium channel activity
Source: RefSeq, a predicted model, not a curated record